Chelonoidis abingdonii (Abingdon island giant tortoise) is the source of this 4661-nucleotide messenger RNA. The record is from RefSeq and is a predicted model, not a curated record. Lineage: Eukaryota; Metazoa; Chordata; Testudines; Testudinidae.
CUGCAGUGUGCCAAGACUGGCUGCACUCCAGUUGCUGCAUGUUUGUCUGUUAUCCAACCUGCCAUAUGAAAUCACCCUUGCUGGUGAUCUCCUGACUUUUCAAAGCUGAAAUAGACACGAUGGGGGCUCCUGCAUAACAUGGUAACAGACUCCCUCGACCUGCUGAGCGCCACCUGAGCUGAACACCUCAGGAUGAAACGUACUAACACAGUGGUUUUCAGCCUUUGGUCCACAGACUAAGAUUUCCAGAGGGCUCCGCACUGCCAUUCAAUAUUUUUUAGGGGUCCGCAAAUGAAAAAAGUUGCAAACCACUGUACUAACACAUUGCUGGAAGAUGUGUGGUCAGGGGCUGGGUGUAGGGAAGUGUCAGGGUGGGAAGGUCUUUACCAAUUCUUUCCAAAUGGACAAGCACUUCCGUAGGCUAGAUGACGUUUAAUACAUUGACUGUCAAUGGAUAGACUUCAUUGUGCAUCCAAGUGCAGCCAAUUGUUUUUAAAGGUAGCACAGACCUCACUUAAGAAGCUCCAUGGCUUCUGGUAUGAGAUGUUAUCUGCUUUGCUAAUAAACUUACUCAGCAGAUAUGGGGAGGAUUUGCAUGUUCUGUCUCCCUUGCUAAUUUAUCCCAGCUUCAGAUGAAGAAGUGCCUGUAUUUUGUAGUGCCUUCAGGUUCCUGGUAAUUGUGCUCUGAUCUGUUUCUCUGAAAUCUCGUGUUUACCCGCCCUGCCCCCCGCAGAGAAGAUAGAGAGCAAAGCAAAGAGAUUCAGAGUGGGAAUAGAUAGUGCCCUAUCUAAAGCUCAUGUUGUGGAUCCUGUGAGUAUCUAUCUGUAAGAUCAUUCACUGUCUAAGCUCCUUCGGUGCAUGCAGUGCUUGGAGAUGAGUCCCUGCUGCUCUGGGACCUCCAUUAUCUCUUCCUUUCUCUCCCCCGGUUCUCGUCUCUUGAUGACAAACUCAGUCUUGGGAGCUGUUUGUCCUAUCCCAGCACGACCAGACUAUAGCUCUGUUAUUGCUCUUCCCUCUCUUUAACGCCCAUGUGAUUGCUCUACUGCAGAUCCACUCACAGCAUCAGUAGGGUGGUAUCCAUCCAUCCUCUGUGUCGCCUUGUCUCACUUACAAGCCAGUGUGAAGAAAAAGAACAAGCUAGUAGUUAAAGGUGUCUCAGUGAGUCCAGUGCCCUGGGCAGAGAGAGUGUUAACUCAUAACUGAAACGGGGCCAGCUUGGGAGUGGACCAAGGUACUCCUUGGUGUCAUCUCCUGACCGGACUGGGACGGGGACACACGCGCGUUCCACUGAGUCGCCGUGCUGGAGGGAGGAAGUCAGUCACUUGGUGAAUCACCAACAGCCUUUCCUGCCCCAGGCGGGCCUGGCCAAGAGCGAACUGCCUGGACUGCGGGAUGGGCGCUCACAGCUGGAGGGGAAUGAUGCCCACAGGACAGGAAUAAAGAAAAGCCUUAGGAAAGUGUCCAGAACUCCACCAGGAAAGGUCUGUUCUGGGCCAGGGGAAAGGGAAUGGCUUGUCCCAGAGCAUCCCCAGCACUGGUGUGGCUGGAGACCGGCAGGUGCCUGUUCAUUCUCUGUCUGGGGCAGCUCCUGCCCUGAGUGCCCCAGAUCCACCUCAUCCUUGUGCCGUUUCUCUCUGUGAGCCAGGCCAGAAAGGUGGGAGCCAGCUGGACCAGCCACGUGUGAUGAUGAAGCAACUGGUGCAGUAAAUGCAGAGCAUGCUGCUGUCUUCCAGCAGGAGCCCUUGUCAGCCCCAUGAUCAGAUCCCCUUGGUGCAGUUUGGAUGAAUUCUCUGCCCUCUUGUCUUCGCUGCUGAACUAUCCCAGCAGCUCAUGCCGAUGUCUGCGAAGAGCAAAUCCUUUCCCUUGCAAUGGACCAUAUUGCACCAAUUGGCAGGUCGCUGCCCAAGGCUGACCUAAUCUCCCAUUCACACCACACGGCCUGCGGCCAGUUGAAUGCUGGGUCGUGCCACCCAUGGGGCACUCCACAGGUUGGGCUGCUGAGGAAGGCUGCCUCCUGCCAUGGCUGCGAGGAAUCCUGUCAGUUUAAAUGGCCAGAAAAAGGAGUGGAUACCCUGGCCUCAUGCCCUCUUCCCCUGGCCCCGUACGGACCAAAGGGGAAGUGCUAUGAGGUGAGCCCCAUGUUCCUCAGAAUGAUGCUUAGGUAGGCGGCUUGGCUUAGGAUAGUCCCGGCUCUGGAGGUCGUCCCCAGGGCUGAGCCUGGGGAUUGAGGGAGUUCGUCAGAGGCCGUGGCAGGGUACUGGAAGGCCAGAGCAUUUGGUAUUCCAGACUUUGAGCCCCACCUCCAUUCCAGUGGUCCUAUGCCCCCCAUUGCACACACCACCACAGGACUCAGCGCUAUCUGCCUGGCAGGUUCCCAUUUGCCUGAGCGCUGGCCUGACCUGUGCUAGGCACACGAGGCGACCUGCGAGUGGUUACUUUAGAGCUGGGGGGGCGGGUACGUGGUGGCUAGUGCACCUUUCAUUGUUUCAAAAGAAACAGACGAGGGUCUGAGGUGUCCUGAGAAAACAAAAAUGAAUCCCUGAGGAUCCAAAUGUUGCCCACUGGCUCACAUCAAAUCUCAGGGGCUUCUGAAGGGCAGGAGGUAGGAGGGGUCCUAGUGGGGCUGGUGGAAAAUCUGGGUCAGCCGAAGUGUAAACAGCCUAGCUGGUCUGGAGGCUCCCUCUGCAGGAACCUGUUUGUUCUGGCCUCUCCUCCCAGGCAGUUGCUCCUUGAUCGCACCCGUCCACAGCGGGGAUGUGUUCGAUCCUUGAACUCUAAGCGCCACAUAAUCAGAACUUGGGAGUGCUUUCCCGAGCUUAUCUCCAUGAUAAAUCCCCUCUCCAGUAUAAAUAGCAGCAUUGGGGACGCACAAGCCACACUCAGGAGGAGGAGCAGCAGCAGCAGCAGGAGGCAGUGAAACUGGUAAGCGGCUCAAUUCUUCUAUGAGUGUGACUUGCUGGGAACGGUUCCUGGGGCACUGGAGCUGCUCUCUGUGUGGCCCUGCUGCGCUAGGAGCCUCCCUCUGUCUUGGGAGGUUACACUCAGGGCAUGUUUAACUGCUGUGAGAGGUGAUGGAGGGGAAGAAUACUAUCCUCACCCCACCCUGGGAGAACUGGCAGCAGCAGCAUAGCUGGGAAGCAGAAAGAUCACGAGCCCUACACCCUUUGCCUCCCUCUGAGCGCUUGCUCGCCCCGUUGUAAAGGCACCAAUGGCCUUUGUUAUAUGGUCUGGCCAGUCAGGCUGGUGCAGAGCCCUGAGACGCCUGAAGUGGGCAGGGGCAGAAUGGGGCAGUGCCAGGUGAGUAAGUGGGUCUCCCCUGGGGCUUAUGGGGGAGAUAAUGGCGGAAGGAGCCAGGCUUGUCCCAGAUUGUCACAGUCCUCCGGUGAUCAAUCAUCGACUGGCACCUCCUCGCUCUGUUAAGCAGUUUCUAUUGAGCCCCAAACUCUUUUGCUUUCUGCAGGUUGAGACACGCAGCUGAAGAUGAGAUCCGCUGUGAUCCUCGCCCUGGUGUUCCUCACAGGGACUCAGGCUCGCUACUUCUGGCAGCGUGACGAGCCGCAGACACCCCUGGAUCAGUUCAAGGACAUGGUCCAAGUCUAUCUGGAGACCGUCAAGGCCAGUGGCAAGGAAGUCAUUUCCCAGUUUGAGGCCUCUGCAGUUGGCAAACAGCUUGACCUGAAGCUGGCUGACAACCUGGACUCCCUGACGGUGGCGGCACAGAAACUGCAGGAGGACCUGGCUCCUGUCUAUAAGGAGACCUUGGGGCUGUGGGUGAAGGACACAGAGGCCCUGAAGCAGGAGCUGACCAAGGAGAUGGAGGAGGUGAAACAGAAGAUUCAGCCCUUCCUGGAGAAGUUCUCCAAGAAGUGGACGGAGGAGCUGGAGCUCUAUCGCCAGAAGCUGGCCCCCAUCGGUGAGGAGUUGAAAGAGAUGACCAGGCAGAAGGUAGAGGUCCUGCAGCAGAAGCUGGCCCCCGUGGCUGAGGAGGCCCGGGACCGGAUGCGUGGGCAUGUGGAUGAACUGCGCAAGAGCCUGACCCCCUACAGCGACGAGCUGCGCCAGAAGCUGACCCAGAAGCUGCAGGAGUUUCGGGAGAAGGGCAUCCCCCAGGCUGCCGAGUACCAGGCCAAGGUAAUCCAGCACCUCACCGCCUUCCGAGAGAAGGUCACGCCCCUCCUGCAGGAUUUCAAGGAGCGCCUGACCCCCUAUGCCGAGAGCCUCAAGAGCCGCUUCCUGAACCUGCUGGACAACCUCCGAAAGAAUGUGGCCAAGGCCAAGUAGUGGCCCCAGGCCAGGGACUGACACCCCCUCCCCUAGCCACAAUGAGCCCCCAAUUGAUCAGCCACUGCCCUGCAUUCCACUGCUGCUAAUGCGCAUCCGGGUGAAGGCACCAGGUGUGCUCACCUCCCUCCUCCCCCUAGCACCUCUGCCUUUGCGGCUGUCCCUUACUGAUAAAUCUGUAGAACGAGGGUCCCUCUGCUGGGGGGCGGGGGCUGGGGUGGAAACCAGCACAUGCUUCACAGCACAGGGCGAAGGCUAGUCCGCUGGGAACAUCCUGCCCAGAACUGCUCUCCCUGUUCCAGGCUCAGGGCUCCCACCUGCCCAACCUUCCCCCCUCUCCCCAAACUCUUUGUUUUUGUUUCUUUGUUUUGUCAAAUAAA